Molecule: messenger RNA, 1945 nt
Organism: Hibiscus syriacus
Lineage: Eukaryota; Viridiplantae; Streptophyta; Magnoliopsida; Malvales; Malvaceae
Product: lysM domain receptor-like kinase 3
Exons: 9
Coding region: 14-1873 (619 amino acids)
Biological process (GO): protein phosphorylation; innate immune response
Molecular function (GO): transmembrane receptor protein kinase activity; ATP binding
Source: RefSeq, a predicted model, not a curated record
CAUCGAGUUUCCCAUGCUCAUAACCAUGGUUUCACUUUCACACCAUCUCCUUGUUUGCCUUACGCUCCCUUUAUUGGCAGCUCUACUUGCUAGAAUCUGUAAAGCCGAUGUUAUGUUCCCUUUUAAUUGCUCAUCACAAGAAAUCAAGAAAUGUGAUGCCUUGUUAUACCACAUCAAUACUGGUCUAGACGACGACCAGAUUGCCUCUUUUUACUCCGUUGAUCCUUCCACUUUCCGCCCCAUUUCCCACGGAAACAACAGGAAUUACCUUAUACCGGUCCCCUGUUCUUGUGAGGACAUCGGUAACGAUACCGUAGCAUACUUCUACGAUGCUUCCUACACGGUGAAAAAACAUGACACAUUUCAGGAUGUUUCGACUAGUAUUUACAGCGGACAAGCUCUCGAAGUUGGUGACGAAGUGAGUAGUUUCAAUCCAGGGAACAAAGUACCAAUGCAUCUAAUAUGCGGAUGCAUAGAGAGUCCGUCAAAAACCAUAGUCACAUAUACAGUUCAGCAGGGCGAUGCUUUGACAAGUAUUGCGACUCAGCUAUGGACUAACAUAAAAGACAUAGAAAGAUUGAACAGCAACCUGACUCAAAACCCUGAUCUUAUAAUUUCCGGUUCGGUUCUAUAUGUGACUAUGGACAAUGAUAGAAUUCCAGCACCAAUGAAAAGGGGAGGAGGAAGAAGAAAAUGGACAAUCCUUAUUGUCGUAUUAUCGGUAGUUGCAUUUUUUUCAACAGUUGCAUUGCUCAUCUUUCUCAUACGAAAAAGAAAAGGACAAAAAAUGAGUGUGGAACAUCCAAAGUCAGUAUCCAAAAGCAUGAUGAGUGGAAGAACAUUUUCAUUGCAAUCCCAGUUUUUCUACACGGAAAACAUGGAAGAUGUAACAGCUUUUGAAUCAGAAAUACCAAUGAUAUAUAGCCUGGAGGAGAUUGAAAAAGCUACAGAUAAUUUUGAUGAAAAGAAGAAAAUUGGAAGUGGGGGAUACGGUUAUGUGUACCACGGAAUACUAAGAUCAAAGGAAGUUGCGAUAAAGAAGAUGAAAUCGAACAAAUCGAAAGAGUUCUUUGCUGAACUCAAGGUCUUAUGCAAGGUCCAUCACAUAAACGUGGUUGAGCUCUUGGGAUUCGCUAGUGGAGAUGAUCAUCUCUACUUGGUCUAUGAGUAUGUCCAGAAUGGAUCACUCAAUGAUCAUCUUCAUGAUCCGUUAUUGAAAGGUCACCAGCCACUCUCUUGGAUAGCGAGAACGCAAAUCGCACUCGAUGCUGCGAAAGGCAUUGAAUACAUUCACGACCACACGAAAGCACGGUAUGUGCAUAGGGAUAUCAAGACCAGUAACAUACUGCUUGAUAAGGGUCUACGAGGAAAGGUUGGGGACUUCGGAUUAGCAAAGCUCGUUGAGAGAACAAACGAAGAGGAUCUAAUAGCAACACGAUUGGUCGGAACUCCAGGUUACUUGCCCCCUGAAUCGGUGAUGGACUUGCAAGUGACACCAAAAUCCGAUGUCUUCGCGUUCGGGGUGGUGCUGGCGGAGCUGAUAACAGGCCAACGUGCGCUGGUUCGUGACAACAAGGAACCGAACAAAAUGAGAUCAUUGAUAACCGUUGUAAAUAAUAUUUUCGUAGAAGAAAACCCGGAAAAAGCUUUAGAAGAAGUGAUAGAUGGAAGUCUUAGAGGAAGCUAUCCUAUGGAGGAUGUAUACAAGAUGACAGAACUGGCGAUGUGGUGCUUGAGCGAUGAGGCGGUGAACAGACCGGAAAUGAGAGAUGUUGUUUUAGCACUUUCCCAGAUUGUGAUGUCGUCGGUGGAGUGGGAUGCGUCACUGGGAGGGAAUAGCCAAGUUUUCAGUGGGAUUUACAAUGGAAGAUGAAAACUAAACAACCUCCAUUUUACUCAUUUCUCAGCUAUGUUAUAUUAAACAUAUAUAGCUGCAAAUGAAAAA